AUGGCUUAUCAGGAAUCGGAGAGCAUACAGUGGCCGGAUCCACAACGUAUACGCAACUAUAAGGCUAGAAAUAAGACGAUAAGAACUAUACAGUCCAUUUUUAGUAACACUGGAUUACUAUUUACAAUAUUUUACGUGGCAGUGAGUACAAUAGUUCAACCCUCGCUAGAAAGACAAUACAACCAAAGGAUAGAGCUCACAGCGGGGGCUUUACUGGAAGUGCGAAGAUUAACAAACAAACUUCUUCGGAGGUUAAAAUCUAAGAAUUCCUCUGAAUUAGAGUUACGCUCAAAUACUCAGGAAUAUGCUGAUAGAUGUACACAAACUGAAUCAAGGUAUAUCACUGAUGACUUCGAAAGCGAUGAUGACAUGCACAAUGACUCAGAUGAUAAUUCAAUCACUUGGAACAUAAUUAGUAAAAAAUUGGUGGAAGUUAAAGAUUCUCUAAACAGAUAUAAUGAAAGUUGCGAUAGGCCGAGUAUUAAUAUGGAAAACUUGACCUUCCAGAGCAAACUUGUUGUCGAUCAACUGUCUGUAGCAAAAGAUGCCGACAAGCUCGGUGAACUUUCCAGAACUUCAGUAAACAAUAUAAGGGAGAUGAAAGGAUGGUUUGUAAAUGGGCUUGUAUCCCUUUGA
Messenger RNA from Nakaseomyces glabratus, 636 nucleotides. It is a transcript of the gene PEX17, whose product is annotated as Pex17p. NCBI's taxonomy places the organism in Eukaryota, Fungi, Ascomycota, Saccharomycetes, Saccharomycetales, Saccharomycetaceae. The record is from RefSeq and is a predicted model, not a curated record.